Alligator mississippiensis (American alligator) is the source of this 948-nucleotide messenger RNA. RefSeq names its product olfactory receptor 6C74-like. The transcript has a single exon. Lineage: Eukaryota; Metazoa; Chordata; Crocodylia; Alligatoridae. Gene Ontology annotation, molecular function: olfactory receptor activity; G protein-coupled receptor activity. Bases 1 to 948 code for a protein of 315 amino acids. Gene Ontology annotation, cellular component: membrane. Gene Ontology annotation, biological process: G protein-coupled receptor signaling pathway. The record is from RefSeq and is a predicted model, not a curated record.
AUGGAGAACCAGACCAUGGUCGGGAAUUUUGUCCUCUUAGGCUUCACUGAAGUACAGAACUUGAAGACUCUGAUCUUUGUGAUUCUCCUUCUUACCUACAUCUUGACUAUCAUGGGAAACAUUGUGAUUAUCACCAUCACCCUCCUGGACCAUCGCCUGCAAUCCCCCAUGUACUACUUUCUCUGGAACUUCUCCCUUCUGGAAAUUGGUUUCACCUCCACCGUCAUCCCCAAAGCCCUUUUCAACCUGGCAUCAGGCAACAGAACAAUUUCUGUAGCUGGAUGUUAUGUACAGGCUUUCCUUUAUAUUGUCUUGGGUACUACUGAGUUCUUUUUACUGGCAGUGAUGUCCUUUGAUAGGUGCGUGGCAAUUUGCUACCCUUUGUCCUAUACCACCAUCAUGAAUGAGCAGGUUUGUGAACUUUUAGUUCUGGCUUCCUGGUUUGGUGGCUUUUUCCUUGUCCUUGGACCAUUACUUGCAUUAUUCCAACUGCCCUUCUGCAGCCAAAAUAUCAUUAACCACUUCUUUUGUGACAAUGCACCCCUCAUCAAACUUGCCUGUGCAGACACCAGGCUCUUGGAAUUGGUAGAUUUCACCGUAGCUGUGAUUUCUCUCCUGGGCACUCUUACCAUCACCAUCCUGUCCUAUGCCAAAAUCAUCUGCACCAUCCUGAGCUUUCCAUCAUCUUUGGGGAGGCAGAAAGCCUUCUCCACCUGCAUAUCACACCUCACUGUGGUCUCCAUCACCUAUGGCAGCUGCAUCUUCAUGUACAUUAAACCCACGAGGAAAAGUGGGGUGGACCUUAGCAAAGCCGUGUCCAUUCUCAACACGGUGGUGUCCCCUUUCCUCAACCCUUUCAUAUAUAGCCUGAGGAACAAACAGGUUCAGAUAGCCUUAAGGCAGACUUUUCGCAUGAGGACCAUGUUUUCUAAUGUACCAAAAGUAUAA